Penaeus monodon (black tiger shrimp) is the source of this 610-nucleotide messenger RNA. RefSeq names its product cuticle protein 7-like. The record is from RefSeq and is a predicted model, not a curated record. Gene Ontology annotation, cellular component: extracellular matrix. Bases 89 to 541 code for a protein of 150 amino acids. NCBI's taxonomy places the organism in Eukaryota, Metazoa, Arthropoda, Malacostraca, Decapoda, Penaeidae. The transcript is spliced from 4 exons.
GAUUCAGCUCUUUUCGGCCCUUCUACGAGCUAUACAAAGGUGUGCCGAACGAAGCCCCUUCGAAGGCCGCUCGCCAAGCUCACUAUAAAUGUAUGGGCGAGCGUCACUUCGACAUCACAGCUACUCUCAUCUCCGCCACUUCAACAUGUUCAACAAGGCCGUCCUUUUGUUCUCUCUGGUGGGCGUGGCCCUCGCCGCCCCUUCCGACCCCUAUGGCCCGCCCAAGCACCAGCCUGUCUACAAGGAGGAACCGCAGCCGUACCAGUUCGCCUACGGAGUCAAGGAUGAAUACGCCGGCACCGAUUUCGGUCAGAGCGAGGAGUCCGACGGCAAAGCUGUCAAGGGAUCCUACACUGUCCAGCUCCCCGACGGCCGCAAACAGACAGUGAACUACGUGGCUGACCACUACAACGGCUACCAGGCUGAGGUCAGCUAUUACGGCGAGGCUCAGUACCCCCACGAGUACGGUCCCCCCGUCACCUUCAAGCCCCAGGCCUACCAUCCCCAGCCUUCCUAUAAACCCGAACCUUCAUACCAUUAAUAAUGUCAAUGGUGUAUAUGCAUUUCCAUAUCGUGUUUAAUUUAUGUCAUAAAUAAAUUUACAUGAAUA